UCAUCCUUUAUGCACUUUACUAAUAAAGAACAAAUUACCUACAAGACCUGCCUUCUAGUAUAAAUAUUUAUCUCUAUUGAAGGUUCCUUAAGGAUCUCUUGAAUUCAGAAUUAAUGAAUUAAAGGAAUUAAAGAAUUAAACCGAUACAUCCAAACAUUAAAAAUGUGGAUAAUUCUAUGUAAUCUUCAUGGUAAAUACAACGUCAAUAUUUUAAAAUAAAAAUUUGAACCUGACAAAACUAGCCUUCAGUCAUUUUAAUCUACGACAAACACUUUCAAACAUGCAUUCGUAAUCCAAAAAAAUAUUAUUUUAACCUCCAUCACCAAUACCAGCUUUAAAAGUAUGAAAAAUUAAUGUAACCAAUUUAUAAUAUAAUUCAGUUACAGCCAGACCUCAAAAUGCGCGACGACAUAGACUUUGACGAAAACUGCGAUCCUAACAACCCCCGGAAGAUAAAGUAUGAUGACAUACUAGCAGCCUCACACCGUAUCAUGGGCGGUGUGAUUCGAACUCCAUGCACGAAAGCUCACAUGUCUGAAAAACUUGGAAUGGAAAUAUAUCUGAAGCAGGAAUUCGUUCAGUUUUCUGGCUGUUUCAAAGAACGAGGGGUGCGGAAUACGCUCAUGUUACUCAGUGAAGAACAGAAAAAACAUGGUGUCAUAUCCGCCUCCACUGGUAAUCAUGCCAUUUGUAUGUGCUACCACUCCACCCUGCUCUCUGUGCCAUGCGUGGUCGUGAUGCCCUUUUCUGCCGUCGUCAACAAGAUCGAAAAAUGUGAGAAAUUGGGGGGAAAAGUCGUCUUACACGGAGCUAACAUCAUUGAAGCAAGGAGGCACGCUUUAGAACUUUGUAAAGAAAAGAAAAUGUUAUACAUUAGCGGGUUCGAUCACCCGAAUGUCAUAGAAGGGCAAGGUACUAUUGGAAUAGAGAUUAUAGAACAAGUUCCUGCAGUCGAUGCGAUACUGGUCCCAGUCGGCGGCGGCAGUCUCAUAGCUGGCAUCGCUAUAGCCGCAAAACAUUUGAAACCUGAUACGGAAGUUUACGGAAUUUGUACUGACAAAACCAGCAGUAUGGUGGAAGCUUUACGAAAAAAUGAGCGAGUUUUCAUCAAUAUCGAUACAACAAUAGCCGAUGGACUUGCCGUUAACAUAGUUGGAGUUAACACAUUCCAUAGUUUGAAAGGAAAUGUCGAUAAAAUGGUUAUAGUUAGAGAAGAUUGGGUAGCUCGAGCAAUAUUGAGAUUAGUAGAAGAUGAAAGAUACGUGGUAGAGGGCGGCGGAGCGGUUUCUAUAGCAGCUAUUAUGGCAGGACUUUUUCCUAAUCUUAAAGGAAAAAAGGUUGUGUGUGUGAUGAGCGGUGGGAACAUAAGCACCACUGUACUGGGGCGGGCGCUGGAGCGCGGCAUGUCCGCGGAAGGGCGCCUGGUGAAGUUCAAGGUGACAGUGAACGACCGGCCCGGAGGCAUGGCCGACCUGUGCGCGCUGCUCGCCAACAUCAACGUGACGCUGCGCGACUGCGUGCCCGAGCGUGCCUGGGUCAAAGGAGACGUGUUCAGUGUAGAGUUAAAAGUGAUUUGUGAAACCAAAGGCUGGGACCACACCAAGGAGUUGGUGGAACAGAUCAAGAAACAUUUCAAGGAGUACUACUUUCAAGACAUGAACGAGCGCACGGAUAAGACUGCGGGCACCCGACGCGGGCCCUGUCUAGCCCCAAACCCCGUCUGCAUGCAGAAAUAGCACAAUACAAUAAGAUGAUAUGGUCAUUAUCAUCUAUCACCUGAUAUUUAUUAAGUGUAACAAUACAGGAUUCAACAUCAAGGAAAAAAAUCUCAUUCUAGUCUCAUAAUUUAUUUUAUUUUUAAGAAACUAUUAAAAUGAAAAAAAAACCGAAUCAACGUUUUUUUAUACUUUCUUUGAUUUUUAUAUUUUAAACUAGCUUCCACGACUAGAAAAACAUGAAAGCUAAGCGAAUGGGAUGAAAAAAAAAUAUUUUGGAGGACCACUGGUGGGCACUAGUCAUGGUUGGAUUCGGGGUCCUUAGUAAAAUUUUUAGAGCUUUGGGGCCUGCGCUGCGUUAACCGCAGCACGGAGCGGACGUCAGUUCCUAAAAACGAUAAUUUUGCCAUAUUCUUAAAUAUUUAUGAUUCUUUAAAUAAUGUUUCAUGGAUAUAUAUUUUUUUUAUUUCAACUGAUGGGAUCUGAACUUUUCGUCCAG
This is a messenger RNA of Chilo suppressalis (striped riceborer), 2214 nucleotides long. The record is from the annotation of a GenBank genome assembly. NCBI's taxonomy places the organism in Eukaryota, Metazoa, Arthropoda, Insecta, Lepidoptera, Crambidae.